Messenger RNA from Malus domestica (apple), 1350 nucleotides. The record is from RefSeq and is a predicted model, not a curated record. NCBI's taxonomy places the organism in Eukaryota, Viridiplantae, Streptophyta, Magnoliopsida, Rosales, Rosaceae.
AUGGCGCCUUUUAUUUUUAGCUCUCUAUUUUCAAAACUUCUCUUUCUCGCAGCUUCUCUGUAUUUCCUCUUCAGAAACAAAACCCUAGCCUCCAUCCUCCAUCCUCUAGUAGCCAUACAUGAUGAUGAUAGAAACCAUGAAAUCCUCACACAUGUUGUUUUUCAGUUUAUAUCUUAUGAGGUCUGACAUAUAUAUUUUCAGGUCUCGCCUGGAUUUGAGAUUUGGAAGCAGAAAACGAGAAGGCUAAGAGGAUGGUGAAGGACGUGGCAACUUACUUCUUUAUUGCUUUGGGUGCUUUUGUGUUCUGGCAAUCCAUGGAUGAAGUCCACGUCUGGACGAAGAGGUAAAAAUCUCUUCUUUCUCAUGCCUACAAAUGCAAUUUCUCUUUUAGAUUGGACUUAUAAUUUGGGUGAUUAGCAAUUUUUUAUUUUAAGAAUUUGAUUGACAAGCCAAGUAGGGCUUUUGCUGUUUGUCUUCCAAGUAUGUGGGCAAGCCAAUUAUCCGAGUUUUCAUUUCAAUUAGGGAUUUUGCUUGUCGAGAGAGACUCAGAGAGAAAAGGGAAUCAGAAUCGAAUUCAGUGUCUUAGGGUUAGGGCUUCCAAUCAUUAUAUUGUGAUCUCCGUCGCCGAGUCCGAAAGGAGAAACCCCAGAAGGUAUUGAUUCACUUCUUGUUCCUUGCCAUUUUCGCAAUCAAAUUCUGAUUCUUUAUUCUCUAACUGCUAUCUUAUGCCUCAAUUCAGCUACUUAAGGUGAUUAGUGUGUAGGGGCAAAAACAUUUAUUCGGUAAUCCAAUGCAUUUUGUGUAAUUUCAAGUUGAUUAAGGUAGUUCUCCAAUGGCUAAGAAAUCUGUAGCUCAACGAAGGCUAACGAAACUCGAUGUCUAUCUUUACCUACCCAACAUGAUUGGGUACGUAAGGGUUCUUAUGAACUGUUUUGCCUUUGCCCAGUGCUUCUCCAACAAGCAGCUUUUCUCUGUUCUCUAUUUCGUCAGCUUUGUCUGCGAUGGGGUAGAUGGUUGGUGUGCUCGCAAAUUCAACCAAGGUAUGAGAUUCUGUGUAUCGUGUGAUGUCUUUUAUUGGAGGAGUAUUUCAUUUAUGCAUAUACACACUUGUACAAACAAAUUGUUGAACUUCUGUACGGAUACUGAGCAUAGGGUUGAUCUUACAAAAUGUCAACGUUUCAUCAGACAGCAAACUCUAACAAUUGAGUUAAGCGCAACAUCGUCCAGUUCUCUGUGAACUUGUGAUUUGACAUAUACUUCUCUGUGAACUUGUGAUUUGGCAUAUACUUUAACUUCUCUGUGAAGUUGUGAUUAUAUAGUUCAGUUUAUUUGAUAUAGUUGUCCUUAUCA